AGCUGCUCUAUUAGUCGUCGAUUUGAAGCUCUUCUUUCAGCGGGUUUUACUAGUGAAAUAACAUCUCUAUUUGAAGGCUCAGACAGGAUCUGCUAAAUGGAAUUUUUCUGCGCUGUUUUUGCGAUAAUUUCCGUCGUCUCUGAGCUAAUAGGUCCAUCUCUUCAACAUCUAGGCCCACGUCCGACAUGGAGCAACAAACCGCUGGAUGAAAAUGAAGUAGUCAGAGACUUCUGUGAUAAUGCAAAACAACUUCCUGCUGGUGUCUGGAGCACACCAGUGGGUAAAUGCCAUUGGAAAUUUCUUGGCAACUGAAACUAACAAUGCGUGACGGAUAGAUAAAGCAUUCAUAUCUGGC
This is a messenger RNA of Cylicocyclus nassatus, 355 nucleotides long. Lineage: Eukaryota; Metazoa; Nematoda; Chromadorea; Rhabditida; Strongylidae. The record is from the annotation of a GenBank genome assembly.